CCAAUUCGUCGAGCACGCGCUUUGUAAAAGCUUAUGUUACCUCCCUUUGUUUUAAAUUCGCCAAAGUGUUUAUUUGUAAACCAAGUGACAGAUGAGGCCAUGGCUUCAAGGCAACUGAAACUAAAGGAGCUAGAGACAUAUUUGGAAGAGGUAGAUGGAUUUGAAAAUCCAAAAGUUCUUCUUGAACAAUACUCUACCCCUGCGCAUUUAGCUGCCUGCAUGCUGUACACCAUCCACACAUCGUUUGAUGGCAUCAAAGACAAGCAUGUUCUAGACCUGGGCUGUGGUUGUGGAGUGUUGAGCAUUGGAGCUGUAAUGUUGGGAGCAAGUAAAGUGACAGCAGUAGAUGUUGACGAGGAUGCUUUAGCAGCAUGUCAACAAAACAUUGAAGAGUUCGAGAUGGAAAACAUCGACCUUGAACUUCAUGACAUCACUGACCUCGGGUCAGAGAUCAGUGAGAGGCUUAAGGUCACAGUGGACACUGUGGUGAUGAACCCACCUUUUGGAACGAAGCACAACAAAGGUAUUGAUAUGCAGUUUGUGAAGACUGGACUAAGCUUAACAUCGGGUGCUGUGUAUUCCUUGCAUAAAACAUCUACUAGGGAGCAUAUCCAAAAGAAAGCAGAAGACUGGGGAAUGGACAUGACAAUUCUUGCAGAGAUGAAAUACAACCUUAAAUGCACCUUGAAAUCUCAUAAAAAAGACACUGUAGACAUCGAAGUGGAUUUUAUAAGAUUUGCGCAUAAGUCAGUUAAAAAAUGAAAUAAAAUA
Dreissena polymorpha is the source of this 771-nucleotide messenger RNA. RefSeq names its product rRNA N6-adenosine-methyltransferase METTL5-like. Bases 34 to 762 code for a protein of 242 amino acids. The transcript has 6 exons. Gene Ontology annotation, biological process: rRNA methylation. Gene Ontology annotation, molecular function: nucleic acid binding; rRNA (adenine-N6-)-methyltransferase activity. The record is from RefSeq and is a predicted model, not a curated record. NCBI's taxonomy places the organism in Eukaryota, Metazoa, Mollusca, Bivalvia, Myida, Dreissenidae.